Molecule: messenger RNA, 4285 nt
Organism: Drosophila subobscura
Lineage: Eukaryota; Metazoa; Arthropoda; Insecta; Diptera; Drosophilidae
Gene: Kif19A
Product: kinesin-like protein KIF19
Exons: 5
Coding region: 1901-4168 (755 amino acids)
Biological process (GO): microtubule-based movement
Molecular function (GO): microtubule binding; microtubule motor activity; ATP binding
Source: RefSeq, a predicted model, not a curated record
UAAAGAGUUUUUGCCACAUGUUAUUACUUAUCUAGGAUUGAUGCGUUGGAAGCGCCGUGCCCCUGCGGCAGGUGUCUGAACCCAGUCGCGCAGUGGUUCCAGCUCAUAAAAGGCAUUCAAAGCCCCACUCCUCCACUGCUCCAAUUCCCACUCCCCAUGUCCACUAAUGAGCUCCACUAUGGUUGGACAAAAUAGAAGGAGAGAAACUAAAACGAGGGCGGCAUGUGGUGUACAAAUAUUACCACCUCAUUGUCGGGGAUCGGGGUUCAGUAGCCCGCAGAGCAGAGAGGCAAAUCAAAACGCGCCAUACCAAAACAUUAAAAUCAUUAGCCGCAGACGAAGACAAAGCCGUAGUCCCCACGUAGUCCGAGUCCAUCCAACCACCCAACGGCAUACCAAAGGACAUGCCUCCACAUGGCAGUACCUCGGGAGUCCACCUGUCCGUCGGCUGUCGUGUCUGCUGGCAAUUUACACAAAUUCAAUAAACGACAAAAGCCAGUCAUACUCGUAGAAUAUGAAACGAGAACUGGGGAAAAAAGUGUUGAGGUCUCUCUCCACUCGCCGCUUGUUUUGGACUCUUUUUCGGGGGUUGGAUUCUCUGUGGUAUUGGUUUGGCACUCAUUAAACUAUUUGAAUCGAUUUUACGUAGUACAUAUUAUCAAAUUAGUUGUUAGGCGGCAUCCCUCAUCGUUCGACGCGCCCCACGGGUCGUAGGACACCCUCAAGAGUGGCACCUACGCGAGCCCACAUGCCCAUGUCCCUUUUUGUUGACACUCGAGGCCUGUAAUUUGUGUACAUAUUUGAGGAGCAAGUGCCGCGGAUGCUCUCUGUGCUGUUCCAUAACAUAUUCAUGACAGUCACUGGACAUGGAAAUUAUAAGUUAAUAAUGUAUUUUCACUUCGCACCACACAACUUCGAUGGCCACACACGUUUUAUAAUUAAGCAGCUCUCAACCAAAUUAAAUAGUUAUGGGAUGGGCUGUGGUGACAGCUUGUGGGGGUUAGACGUGGGUGCCGGUAGCCUGAAUUGGAAGGGUAAAGGGAUUUUGGUAAGGCUUGCCUAAUGGAUCAAUUGAUGGAAAAACAAUUGUUGGAAUAGUAGACUCUAGAUCUCAAGGAAGGCCAUCAUUUACGGGAAGAAUUUGGAUGCCUGUAGAAUUAUGGGAAUAUGUUUUUUGGAUGAGAGGAACUUGGAUUAAAAAAGGCACAGCUUCACAGAGCAAUAAUGAAUAUGAAUCAUAUAUUUAUAGGCACUCCUUCAGGGGUUUUGAAUUAGAAGGAAAGUAUUUCGGGUGCUUAAGAGCAGAGUGAUCUUUUCAUCCCUUGACACAUUUAUUUUUGAGUGUGAAAAACACAAACAAAUAUUCCAAAAUAAACUUCCAAAAGCCAUCAAUUUCUCUCCUAAAACCUUCGAAGGUGUUUAUAGACUUUUUCGAUAGGUUCAUGGGACUUUCCCAGUUCAUUGUGUCUUGGUACAGUACCCACUCGAUGACCUGACAUCGAACUCUUGUACCCUCUCCCGGGCAAAGCAAUGAUUUGCAUGCCAAGACACGCAGCAACUUUCGGGGCGUUCAAGUUCACGGCUUGAUUUAUGGCUCACGCCAACUCCAAGAACUCCUACAGAGGUAAGCGGGAACCCUAAGGACUUGUAGGAGAAGCCCCUGGCCCUGCCCCUUGCUUCGAAACCCAUUCGGGGCAAGACCUUGGCGCUCAAAUUUACAAAUCCAUUAGGACAGCGUGCCAGCGAGGGUGUUGCCGGGCUGAUGGCAUUUUUACGAUUGUUGACAACAAAUUGACACAAUUUGUAAUGGUUUUGUUUGGUGGUUCCUCGACAGGUCAUCAGCCAGGCCAGGCGGCACGUGUCCAUCGAAGGACAUUCGACCAGCGACAGUCAAUUGGAAAUGGCCACCAGCGCAGGAGCUGGCAGCUGGUCGGGCAGCAGUGGAGGCAGCACAUCAUCCCAAGGACGAGCCAUUGCAACGGCCCAAACCGCACAAGAUGAACGUCUAGUGGUGGCAGUUCGAGUGCGUCCCAGCUUGGAGGCCGCUGAACGCUGCAUUGAGGUGAUCUCCGGUGGAUCGCUGCUCUACGAUGAUGGCAGCAAGAAUCGUCCGCGGCAGUACUCCUACGACCAUGUGUUCCGCGAAAACGACACACAGGAGCAGGUGUACAAGACGACAACGGCGCCGCUGGUGCGAGAUGUGCUCAGCGGCUUCAAUGCGGCCGUGUUCGCCUACGGAGCCACUGGAUCGGGCAAGACGCACACCAUGCUCGGCCCUGUGCCGCGCAAGAAACCAGCCACGAGUGAUCGAGCCCCGCCCACCGCUGCCUCCGGCUUUGAACCGGAUGUGAGCAGCCAGGACAUUGGGCUUAUGGUGCGCGCCAUCGAGGACAUAUUUGCGCACAUCGAGUCCGUGGAGGAGGAAGGGGCCUGCAAGGUGUCCAUCUCGUAUCUGGAGAUCUACAACGAGCUCAUCCGCGAUCUGCUGAAUCCGGGCGGACCGCUGGAGCUGCGCGAGGAUAAUCGCGGACAGCGCAUCACGGUGGCCGGUCUGUCGGAGAUCACCACGUCCAGCCGCAAGGAGGUGGUGGGGCUGCUGCUGAAGGGCAACAAGGCCAGGACCAUGGAGCCGACGGCCGCCAACCAGACCUCGUCCCGCAGCCACGCCCUGCUGAGCAUCACGGUGCAGACGCGCACACCGCUGGGCACCAAGCAGGGCCGGCUCUUCCUCACCGAUCUGGCCGGCUCAGAGCGGGCCAAGAAGACCAAGAACCGGGGCAAGCGACUCCAGGAGGGGGCACACAUCAACCGCAGUCUCCUGGCGCUGGGCAACUGCAUCAACGCGUUGUCUGGCGGUGCUCGCUAUGUCAACUACCGCGACUCCAAGCUCACACGCCUGCUGAAGGAGGCGCUGAGCGGCCGCUGCAAGACGGUCAUGAUCGCCCACGUGGCGCCCGAGAGCAAGCACCGCGACGAGACGAAGAACACCCUCGUGUACGCGGAUCGCGCCAACAGCAUCACCACCAAGCUGCAGAACUCUGUGUACAUUGACGAGUUCAAGGACUUCCCCACCAAGCACUAUCAGAGCCUGGUCUCAGAGCUCAGAGACGAAGUCUCCCGCCUGCGCACCAAAAUGCUGACCGAUCGGCCACGCAGCGGCAAAGCAGCAGCAGCAGCAGCAGCGAUGACAACAGCAACAACGACGACGAUGGCUACGGCGACGACAGCCAGCAUUCAGCAGCCACCAGUCGAGGUGGAGGAGGCAGAUGAUCAACGGAAGACGGAGCUGCGGUACUUGCGGGAGCAGAUCGUGCUCACCUUUAAGCAGCAGAUGAAGCUGCGCCGCAAGCUGCUCGAGGCCGAGAGCCAUCUGCUGGGCCUCGAACUGGACGCCGAGCGGCAGCACAUGAUCAUCUCCCACUGGCAGGGACGCAUUGGCAAGCUCUACGAUGCCAUGGGCGAGGAUGAUGUCGAGUCGGAGGGAUCGGUGGCAUUGAAGAAUGCCUGGGGCGAGCUGGCGGCCAUUGAGAAGGAGAACAGACGCUACAAGGAGAUACGCGAGCGCACCGAGCAGGAGCUGGAGCAGUGUCGCCAAAAGGGCGUCAAGCUGGAGGAUGAACUGCCAGAGCGCAUCAGCAGCGACGAGGAGCGAGAACUGCUGGCCCUGCUCUGUCGCGUCCACGAGCUGGAGGCGGACAAGGUGUCCCUGCAGGCGGAGCGACUGGCCCGCCAGGCGGAGCUGCGACGACGUGACCUCCAGCUGCUCCGCGCCGAGCGGCAGCGUCGUCUGUGCGAGGACAUUAUCAGUUCGCAGCGCCGGCUCAUCGAGGAGGGCAACGUGGAUCUGCCGGACGAACUGCGAGAGCUCUACGGGCUCUAUCAGCAGGAGAUCCAUGCGGGCGUCGUCACGCCCAGCACUAGCAGCUACGAGAAGAAGCUGCCGCCCAUCUACACAGCGGGUUCCGAUUCACCAGGCUCCAGCUCCAGCUCGGAAUGGUCUCCGGCAUCUCCUUUGCCGCCCAUCGAGAUCCAUGCGGAUCCUGUGGACCGCGUGAUGGGUCCGCCCGUGAAUCCACGCCUGCCCCGACUCUCCACUGGAACCGCCGGCGGUCCACGACGUUCAUCUCUGCGAAUGGCCAGGAAUACGCAUUCACGGCCACAUCCGUAGGCAUGGGUCCAGCGAACUGGAGAUGCUCAGGAAUAGUUGUUACUAAGGGUUUAGGAUUACACGCGGCGGGUCUCCCUGCAGACGAUUUGCUCAAUAGCUCUACCUAAUUAUUGUAUU